GUGCGUAUUAGGGAGAGCGGAAGUGAGCCCCGGAUGGUGCGCGUGUGCUCUGCCAGCCAUGGCGGCCACCAAGGAACUUUUGGAGUUCCAUGCCAAGCAACCCUGGCGCGGAGAAGAGACAGUAGAAGAUCCGGAUGAGGAGGACGAGGAGGAUAACCGUGAAGCCGACAAUGGAUUCUCUCUGGAAGAAGUGUUACGACUCGGAGGCACCAAGCAAGAUUACCUUAUGCUCGCUACUUUGGAUGAGAAUGAGGAAGUGGUGGAUGGAGGCAAAAAAGGAGCAAUUGACGACCUUCACCAAGGUGAAUUGGAAGCAUUUAUUCAAAAUCUUAGUUUGGCCAAGUAUGCAAAAACUUUCUUAAUUAAAGAAGAUGAACCAACUAAAAAAGAAAAUGCCAACAAAAGAGAAACAAAAAUACCUAAAGUUGAAAAUAAAAGGCAAAAUGCAGUGGAAAGCGAAAGGACAUCAAUCAGUAAAGGGAAAAAUAAGAAGAGGCCAGAACAACAUUCUAAUGAGAAUGAUAGUGCCAUCCCAAAAGGAAAGAAAGAUAAACAACAGGACAUCUUUGAAUUUCUUGAGAGACAGACGUUGUUACUCAAGCCUGGAGGUAAAUGGUAUGACCUAGAGUAUAGCAAUGAAUACUCUCUGGAACCCCAGCCUAAGGAUGUUGUGCUUAAGUACAAAAACCUGGCUCAGAAGCUGUAUGAGCAUGAAAUCAAUUUAUUCAAAAGUAAGACAAGUAAUCAAAAGGGAGGCUCUUCUACCUGGAUGAAAGCAAUUGUGUCAUCGGGGACACUGGGUGACAGGAUGGCAGCCAUGAUUCUUCUUAUUCAGGAUGAUGCUGUUCACACCCUCCAGUUUGUAGAGACUCUUGUGAACCUUGUUAAGAAGAAAGGCAGCAAACAGCAGUGCCUACAGGCUUUGGAUACUUUCAAAGAGUUACUCAUCACAGAUCUUUUGCCAGACAGCCGAAAGCUGAGGACUUUCAGCCAGAGGCCUUUCAACAAACUAGAACAGUUGGCCAGUGGCAACAAGGACUCAAGAGACAGAAGACUGAUACUGUGGUAUUUUGAACACCAGCUGAAACACUUGGUGGCUGAAUUUGUGCAGGUCUUAGAAACUUUAAGUCACGAUUCAUUGGUAACCACUAAAACUCGAGCCCUUAUAGUGGCUCAUGAGCUUCUUUGUAAUAAACCUGAGGAAGAAAAAGCCCUUCUUGUGCAGGUGGUCAAUAAACUGGGAGAUCCUCAGAACAGAAUAGCUGCAAAAGCCUCCCACCUGUUAGAGACGUUACUUUCUAAACAUCCCAAUAUGAAAGGUGUUGUGUGUGGUGAAGUGGAAAGGCUACUUUUUCGCUCAAAUAUCAGCUCCAAAGCCCAGUAUUAUGCAAUUUGCUUUUUAAAUCAAAUGGUCCUCUCCCAUGAAGAAAGUGACCUGGCUAACAAAUUAAUAACUCUUUAUUUUUGUUUUUUUCGGACUUGUAUCAAGAAAAAAGAUAUUGAGUCAAAAAUGCUUAGUGCUCUUUUAACAGGAGUGAACAGGGCAUAUCCUUACGCCCAGAGUGGUGAUGACAAAGUGAGGGAGCAGGUUGACACGCUGUUUAAAGUGUUGCAUGCCGUGAAUUUCAGUACCAGUGUGCAGGCUUUAAUGUUGCUUUUCCAAGUAAUGAAUUCUCAGCAGACCAUAUCCGAUCGCUAUUACAUGGCAUUAUACAGAAAGAUGUUGGAUCCAGGGCUGAUGAUGUGUUCCAAGCAAGCUAUGUUUCUUAAUCUAGUCUACAAGUCUCUGAAAGCGGACAUUGUGUUGCGCCGUGUGAAGGCGUUUGUGAAGAGGUUACUUCAGGUUACUUGUGGACAGAUGCCACCAUUCAUAUGUGGAGCUCUGUAUCUUGUGUCUGAGAUCCUUAAAGCAAAACCAGCCUUAAGAAGUCAACUAGAUGACCAUCCAGAGUCUGAUGAUGAAGAAAAUUUUGUUGACUUAGGAGAUGAUGAAGACAUAGAAAAAUUCACUGAUGCAGACAAAGAAACAGACACAGAGAAAAAAGUUGAGACAGAGGAAACUGUGCCUAAAAGUGGUAAAGAAACCGAAAAAGCAAAGGUUGCUUCAUGGGUACACGUUGAUAAUCUGAAAGGUGGUAAACACUUAAAUAAGUAUGAUCCAUUCAGCAGAAACCCUUUGUUCUGCGGAGCUGAAAAUACAAGUCUUUGGGAACUCCAAAAGCUGUCUGAGCAUUUUCAUCCCUCUGUGGCCCUUUUUGCAAAGACUAUCCUUCAGGGAAAUUAUAUUCAGUAUUCAGGGGACCCACUGCAGGAUUUCACUCUAAUGAGAUUCUUGGAUCGUUUUGUAUACCGAAAUCCAAAGCCACAUAAAGGCAAAGAAAACACAGACAGCGUUGUGAUGCAACCAAAGAGGAAACAUUUUAUAAAGGAUAUUCGUAGUCUUGCUGUGAACAGCAGGGAAUUCCUCGCCAAAGAAGAGAGCCAGAUACCAGUGGAUGAAGUGUUUUUCCACAGGUAUUAUAAAAAAGCUGCCACUGUUAAAGAGAAGCAAAAACGGAAUGCAGAUGAAGAAAGUAUAGAAGAUGUGGAUGAUGAGGAAUUCGAAAAGAUGAUUGAUACAUUUGAAGAUGAUAACUGUUUCAUAUCUGGAAAGGAUGAUCUUGAUUUUGCUGGCAAUGUGAAAAAGAAAAGAAAAGGAGUUAAGGAUAACGCAGAAGAUGACGAUUCAGAGGGCAGUGAUGAUGAACUGGAUAACCUGGAUGAUGAUGAAGUUUCUUUAGGAAGUAUGAAUGAAGAAUUUGCUGAAAUCGAUGAAGAUGGAGGAACCUUCAUGGAUUUGUUAGAUGAUGAAAGUGAAGGCAUUCCAGAACUUGAGAAAGUCAGCUCCAAAGUCAAUACUAAGAAAAGCAAGAGAAAAGGUGCAGCUGAUCUUGAUUUUGCUGAGUCAUUUCAAGGACCAAGGAAAAAAAAGAAAAGAAACCUCAAUGACUCCAGCCUAUUUGUGUCUGCUGAAGAGUUUGGCCACCUGUUAGAUGAAAAUAUGGGAUCCAAGUUUGAUAACAUUGGCAUGAAUGCUAUGGCUAACAAAGACAAUGCAAGUCUCAAACAGCUUAGAUGGGAGGCCGAGCGUGAUGACUGGCUACACAACAGAGAUGUGAAAAGUAUCAUCAGGAAAAAGAAAAACUUCAAAAAGAAGAAGCCGAAAACCACCCAAAAAGCUAAAAAGCAAAGGAAAUGAAUGUUUUUAAAGUAAAUUAUAAUUAAAAU
This is a messenger RNA of Tupaia belangeri chinensis (Chinese tree shrew), 3267 nucleotides long. RefSeq names its product CCAAT enhancer binding protein zeta (gene CEBPZ). Lineage: Eukaryota; Metazoa; Chordata; Mammalia; Scandentia; Tupaiidae. The transcript is spliced from 16 exons. The record is from RefSeq and is a predicted model, not a curated record. Gene Ontology annotation, cellular component: nucleus. Bases 59 to 3238 code for a protein of 1059 amino acids.